AUGACAUGCACGAAUGAGGAGGAUAGGAUACAAAAGAGAGAGAGAGAGAGAGAGAGAGAGCUAAAAAGAAGCAAAGCGGGUGCUAAGAAAGCGGUAGUAAUGGGAAAAAGCCGUGAUUAUGAGGACUUCUAUCAGAAGCUUGAUACCAAAGAUGGGGAGAAGCAUAUUUUUAAGCUGGGGCCAAAGGAGGAGGAUAGUCAAACUUCUGACGUCCAAAGACCACGGGAGUAUGGGUCAACGAGUGACAUUACCACAGAGGAAGUAGGAGAAGCUCUCAAAAAGAUGGGGAGAACAAAGGCAGUUGGUCCAGAUAACAUACUGAUUGAGUGGAGGAACAACACACUAAUACCCCUGUUUAAAAGCAAAGGCGAUGCGCAAGUAUGUAGGAACUAUAGAGGAAUUAAAUUUCUUAGCCACACAAUGAAAUUGUGGAGAAGAGUGAUAGAAAGGAGAAUUAGAAAAGAGACAGUAAUUAGAGAGAACCUAUUCGGUUUCAUGCCAGAAAGGUCAACCAUGGAGGCUAUUCAUGUUUUGAGGAGACUAAUGGAAAAAUAUAGGGAGCGGAAGAAGGAUUUGCAUAUGGUGUCCAUCGACUUGGAGAAAGCAUAUGAUAGCAUACCACGACGCAUCUUCUAG
This is a messenger RNA of Amaranthus tricolor (Joseph's coat), 636 nucleotides long. RefSeq lists its product as uncharacterized. The record is from RefSeq and is a predicted model, not a curated record. Bases 1 to 636 code for a protein of 211 amino acids. NCBI's taxonomy places the organism in Eukaryota, Viridiplantae, Streptophyta, Magnoliopsida, Caryophyllales, Amaranthaceae. The transcript is spliced from 3 exons.